AUGGUGCGCGACAGGCUGACACCUGGCACCCCCUGGCUUGUUGUGGAGCAGGCGCGCAGCGGCAUCUCCAAGCCUGCCAUCAGGCCGGCUUCCUUUGGCCAGCGGGCAGCUCUAUUGGCGUGCGUGCCACUGUUGCUGCUGCUCGGCCUCAGCGGAGCCUCCGCCGAAGUCGACACAGGUGCGUGGCAGAUCAGGUACGACGAUCUGAAGCCCACUAUCGAGGUCAAGUACAACCACACUUAUUACUACCAGGUCCCCGAGGCCCCCAAGGGUGCGGUGGUGCUAUUCCACGGCUGUGUCCACUCGGGCUACAACUACUUCCCCCGCAGCGCCGCGUGCCUCGACUGCCGCGGCCUGCCUGAGGAGAUGUCGCACACGCUGCAGGCCCUGAACCGGGGCUACGCAGUGAUUGCCAUUUCCUCUGCCGACCGUGACACCGGCUGCUGGUCUUGGGACUCAGACAGCGACGGCGUGAAGGCCCUUGUGCGGGAGUGGCAGCGAGAGCACAGGCUGAGGGACCUGCCGCUGUACGGGAUGGGCAUCUCCUCCGGAGCCUCCUUCGCCCUGAAGAUCCCACGCUGGCUGAACAUGAGCUACCCACCCACCUUGUUUGUGGCGCUGAUGAGGGACAAAACCACGGUGGCCAAGAUCCUUAGAAACCAAAACGUCCUGACCGCCCUGCACCGCCCGGUGUCUGUCAUCAAGGUGUACCCCCGCCUCGUCUAUCCCACAUACUUCUCUGAUCGCGACCCACAUUCUUUCUCCAAAGCGCUGAGCGUGAAGAUAGCCAAUGGCCUGAAGGCGAUUGGAAUGAUUGACGGCGAUGGCGCCGUGCUGCUGGACCCCAGGUACACCACAAAGCCGUGGCUCAGGCAGCUCAAGCAGGAGGUGCCGGAGCUCCAAACGGGGCCCUUGACCACCUUCAAGAACUUGUAUGUGCCCGACUGGAACGACACAGACUCGACCAACACCAAGGUGGCAGGGGUCUACUCCCUGAUGAACCUGGCCUAUGCCUACCACGAGAUCAUCUCUGACUAUGUCACAGUGGCGCUGAUGUGGUUUGAGAGCGGGGGCAAGGCGGACAUCGAGGUGCUGAAGGAGAAGUACAGCUAUGGUGUACCGCCUUUGCGGUACCGGCAGGAAACUGCCGAAGUGGCAGAGGAUCCGUUGAUGCCCAUCCUCAGGCAGCGGGCCCAGGGGAUCCACCCGCGCUCGACCCUGGAGGUGGAGCAGGUGGCUGUGGUGGCUGGUGGCGAACACGCGCAGCGGCAAGUGCAGCAGCACCUGGAGCUGGAGCAGCAGGAGCGGUCCCAGGAGCAGGAGCAGGCACAGCAAAGCGAGGCAGAUGAGGCUGCUGAUGAUGAGCUGCUGCAGCUGUCCAAGGAAGUUGAGGAGGCACUGGUGGACCCCUCUAAGGAGCUGCCGCUCUCGGUGCCCCUGCCAGCCCACCUGCUGGCCGCAGCCAGGAAGGCCGCCCGCACUGGGAAGCGCGCCUCCCGCAUGAUGCCUGAUCCAGCAGCCGAGGUGGCGCCGCAGCGCAGCGGCAGCUAUCUGGCAGCUCUCAUAGGCGGGGCAGUGGGGGGUGCUGCCUUCAUGAUGGUCAUUGCCGCCCUGGCAUAUGCCCUGGUACGAUACCGCCGCUCAGCGGCGGCGCAGGGCGUAGCGCUGGGCGCGGCCACGAUGCAGGCCGUGCACCACCCGCCGCCGCCGCACUACCAGGCUCAAGGCGAGUGCGCUGCGGGCGGCCUGUGCCUGCUGGGCGGCAGCGCACGGCUGUCCAUCGUUCCCGGCGUCAAGGAGCGGUUCGAGUAUGAGGUGGUGGAGCAGACGGGCAGCCCCUUCAGCGCCAGGCGCCGCAUCCGCACAGCCUUCAACGACAGCCCCCGCAAGGUGGGCAGCCCUCACAAAAACGGCGGCGUGUGA
Chlorella variabilis is the source of this 1923-nucleotide messenger RNA. RefSeq lists its product as hypothetical. NCBI's taxonomy places the organism in Eukaryota, Viridiplantae, Chlorophyta, Trebouxiophyceae, Chlorellales, Chlorellaceae. The transcript is spliced from 14 exons. The record is from RefSeq and is a predicted model, not a curated record. The coding region runs from base 1 to 1923 and encodes 640 amino acids.